This is a messenger RNA of Rhizophagus irregularis DAOM 181602=DAOM 197198, 1734 nucleotides long. The record is from RefSeq and is a predicted model, not a curated record. Lineage: Eukaryota; Fungi; Glomeromycota; Glomeromycetes; Glomerales; Glomeraceae.
GCAAACUGGAAAAGUUAUCAUAGUUAUUUAGCAUUGAAAUCUUUUUCUAAUUUCAAUGUCAUGGCUAAGGAAAUUGUUAAUGAAAUUAAACUUCAUCAUGAAUUUGAUUUUCAUGAAAAUAUAAUUCGCUUUUAUGGCAUUACAACAGAAAAUCAAAGCAACAAUUCAAAAAAAUACUUGUUAGUUAUGGAAUAUGCCAAUAAUGGUACCCUUCGAAACUAUUUAGAUGGAUGUUAUAAAAAUCUUACUUGGAAUGGUAAAUUAAAUCUAGCAUUUCAAUUAGCUAAUGCUAUAUCAUUUUUGCAUGAUGAAGGGAUCGUGCAUCGUGAUUUGCAUAUUAGUUCAUAAGGAUACCAUUAAAUUGGCUGAUUUUGGAUUAUCAAAAAGGAUCGAUGAAUCUUCCAAUAUUCAAUCAAAAAUAUUUGGAAUGGUUACUUAUGUUGAUCCACAAACAUUUAAUAGAAAAAGAGAUAGCAACAACAAAGUUCAAAUAUAUUCAUUGAAUAAAAAGAGUGAUGUUUAUAGUAUUGGCGUACUCUUAUGGGAAAUAUCUAGUGGGCGGCCACCUUUUUGUAAUGAGCCAUACGAUGUUGGUUUGGCUAUGGAAAUAUUACAUGGUCUUAGAGAAAAACCCAUUCCCAAUACACCUGAUGAUUAUACAAAAUUAUAUACUGAUUGUUGGAAUAAUGAACCAGAUAAUCGUCCAACUAUCAAUCAAGUUGUUGCAAAAUUACAUGUCCAAUUAUCAAGUGAACAGCAAAAUGUUGUUGAAACUCCUAGUAAUAAUUUAUUACAUGAAGAAAUGUCCAAACUUAUUCAAAAUUUUAAUAAUAUGAAUACAAAAGAAAUACAAAUUUCAAUAUCAUCAGAGAAAAAUAUUGACAUAAUAGUUAAUGAAAUAAUUCUCCUUCUUGAUAAUGUAGAAAUGGAUGAUAGAAAACAUAAAAUUAUUAAUUACCUUAAUAAUCAUAAUAUAAUUUUACAAGAAAUUUAUAGUUGGUUAUUAAAUAACCAUAAUAAUUCAAAUUCUUUUUUUUUACUUGGAGUAUUUAAUCAUUUUGGAAUUCUAAUUAAUGUUGAUAAACAAAAAGCAUUCGAAUUAUAUCAAAAUGCGGCAAAUUUAGAAAAUGUAUCUGGAAUAAUUAGUUUAGGAUAUUGUUAUCAAGCAGGAAUUGGGACCAGUAUUGAUUAUCAAAAAACAUUUAAAUUAUAUCAAAAAGCAACAAAUUUAGGAAGUGCGCGCGGAAUGUAUAAUCUAGGAAAUUGUUAUUAUAGUGGAAUUGGAACUAAUAUUGACAAACAAAAAGCAUUUAGAUUAUAUCAAAAAUCUGCAAAUUCAGAAAAUACACCUGGAAUGUAUUUUUUAGGAAUUUGUUAUUAUUAUGGAAUUGGAACCAAUGCUUAUAAACAAAAGGCACUUGAAUUAUUCCAAAAAGUUGCAAAUUUAGGACAUUAUAUGGCUCAAUGUCAUCUUGCUACUAUGUAUGAAAAUGGAGAUGGAGUUAAAAAGGACAUAAAUAAAGCAAUUUAUUGGUAUACAAAAUCUGCAGAACAAGGAUAUCAAGAUGCUCAAAAUAAAUUAAAUACUUUAAUAAAUUAAAAGAAUAUAGUACUUGUAAUUACAUUAUGUUUUCCAUAAUUUUUCUAUAAAUAUAGCAUAUUCAGAUAAUUUAUAAUCUCAUCAAAUAAUGUAAAGUAUCAAUUUUAUUGAUAAUAUAGCAGACUCAUUGAAGA